GAUCCUGCCCAGUUACUCGCGCCCGCCAGCCUCAGCUGCAGCUUUUCUGCCCACGGAGAGACUCCCAAGCCUGCUCCAGCAAUGGCCUUUGCAAAUCUGCGGAAAGUGCUCAUCAGUGAGAGCCUGGACCCUUGCUGCCGCAAGAUCCUGCAAGAUGGAGGUCUGCAGGUGGUGGAGAAGCAGAACCUGAGCAAAGAGGAGCUGAUAGCGGAGCUGCAGGACUGUGAAGGCCUCAUAGUCCGCUCAGCCACCAAGGUGACCGCGGACGUCAUCAACGCGGCCGAGAAGCUGCAGGUGGUGGGCAGGGCCGGCACGGGCGUGGACAACGUGGACCUGGAGGCCGCCACGAGGAAAGGUGUGCUGGUCAUGAACACCCCCAAUGGGAACAGCCUCAGCGCUGCAGAGCUGACCUGCGGGAUGAUCAUGUGCCUGGCCAGGCAGAUUCCCCAGGCGACGGCUUCCAUGAAGGGCGGCAAGUGGGAGCGGAAGAAGUUCAUGGGAACAGAGCUGAAUGGAAAGACCCUGGGGAUUCUAGGCCUGGGCAGGAUUGGGCGAGAGGUGGCCACCCGGAUGCAGGCCUUUGGAAUGAAGACUAUAGGAUACGACCCCAUCAUUUCUCCGGAUGUCUCGGCCUCCUUUGGUGUUCAGCAGCUGCCCCUGGAGAAGAUCUGGCCGCUGUGUGACUUCAUCACAGUGCACACCCCUCUCUUGCCCUCCACCACAGGCUUGCUGAAUGACAGCACCUUCGCCCAGUGCAAGAAGGGGGUGCGGGUGGUGAACUGCGCCCGCGGAGGCAUCGUGGACGAAGGCGCCCUGCUCCGGGCCCUGCAGUCCGGCCAGUGCGCUGGAGCCGCGCUGGACGUGUUCACAGAGGAGCCGCCACGGGACCGAGCCUUGGUGGACCACGAGAAUGUCAUCAGCUGCCCGCACCUGGGUGCCAGCACCAGGGAGGCCCAGAGCCGCUGCGGGGAGGAAAUCGCCAUCCAGUUCGUGGACAUGAUGAAGGGGAAGUCUCUAGUGGGGGUGGUGAAUGCUGAGGCCCUGACCAGUGCCUUCUCUCCACACACCAAGCCUUGGAUUGGCCUGGCAGAAGCUCUGGGGACUCUGAUGCGAGCCUGGGCUGGAUCCCCCAAAGGGACCAUCCAGGUGGUGACACAGGGAGCAUCCCUGAAGAAUGCCGGGAACUGCCUAAGCCCCGCUGUCAUAGUCGGCCUCCUGAAAGAAGCUUCCAAGCAGGCGGAAGUGAACUUGGUGAACGCCAAGCUGCUGGUGAAGGAGGCUGGCCUCGCUGUCACCACCUCCCACAGCAACGCUGCGGCAGGGGAGCAGGGCAGUGGGGAAUGCGUCCUGACCGUGGCCUUGGCAGGUGCCCCCUACCAGGCUGUGGGCUCGGUCCAGGGCACCACGCCUGUGCUGCAGGCACUCAACGGAGCUGUUUUCAGGCCGGAAGUGCCUCUCCGCCAGGGCCUGCCCCUGCUCUUGUUCCGGGCUCAGCCCUCCAACCCGGCUCUGCUGCCUACGAUGAUUGGACUCCUGGCAGAGGCAGGCGUGCAGCUGCUGUCCUACCAGACCUCGAUGGUGUCGGAUGGAGAGACCUGGCACGUCAUGGGCAUCUCCUCCCUGCUGCCCAGCCUGGAGGAGUGGCGGCAGCAUGUGACCCAGGCCUUCCAGUUCCACUUCUAGACGUGGGCUCACUGUCCCAGCCUCCAGGCCUUCCUGAAGAUGCAUAGCCACUGUGACCGACAGGGUGACAGCUGCUCUAUCUCACCCUGUAGGACCCCAAUAGCCACCUAAUAAAGAGCCCGCUCCCAA
Molecule: messenger RNA, 1812 nt
Organism: Lepus europaeus (European hare)
Lineage: Eukaryota; Metazoa; Chordata; Mammalia; Lagomorpha; Leporidae
Gene: PHGDH
Product: phosphoglycerate dehydrogenase
Exons: 12
Coding region: 82-1683 (533 amino acids)
Biological process (GO): L-serine biosynthetic process
Molecular function (GO): NAD binding; phosphoglycerate dehydrogenase activity
Source: RefSeq, a predicted model, not a curated record